GUCUUGAUGCCGUGUGGUUUCCGUUCUACAGACGAUCUGGUAAGAGGUUUUCCUAUACAAUAUCGGCACGACUAAAGGCCGUGGUGCUGGUUUAUAGUAUGCCAAAGGAUAUUCGUACACAUUUACCUUGCAUAGCCGAUAAAGAAUGCGUUUGCACACAGGCUCUCAGGCAUUAGUAGCUCUCCUACUAUUGGUGCACUAUGUUGAAAAGGUCGCUGCUCUCAACUGGACUCAGUGUUUAUUCGACAUCAAGAUGAAUGCAAACGCUACCCAGAGUUUAGUUGGUCUCCUCAAUGGCAACGGAGACCCCGUGUCAAAUAUUGACGAUGCCACAGCGAUAAGCUACUCAAUGUGUACCUCCUUCUGUGGGACCAGACAGGAUUUCUAUAUGUCUGUAUUUUCGCAAGAUUUCAGUUCGUGGCUACUGCCAUAUCUUGCACUUAUUUCGCAGCUCCCCUUUGGGGCACAGUACAGGCUUGAUAAUCUCAUGUCUGCUGUGUUGACCAUCGGGUCACCCGUACUUUCUGGUUAUUCUCUAUUCAUCACCCUACUCAAUUCUCGCUGGAUCAACCGCCGAUUUAGUCAAGCGGUGGACUAUCCCAAUUCACAUCUCGCACUCUCUAUUGUCAGCAAUCUUCAGCAAGUCCCGCUAAGACUGCAUUCCGAUCGCACACGCUUCCCAUCUCUCGUCGUCCUUCCGGAAAACGACACCUGGUGGAAACACUUCUCUGAAUUGGUGAACUAUACUCAUAUGUGGUCAAUUGCGUCCGCGAUCUCCAUCGCCUGGGUCGUCGUCGCAUAUAUCCUGUCUAUAGCCAACUCACAAUCAGAUGUUUAUACAAAUUUCGCUCAAGCCGGUGGCGAAGCCACUAGCUCCAUGUGGCUGUGGUUGAUUCCGAUAGUUGUUGGAUGGCUUCAGCUCUCACCGAAAUGCGAUUUCAAUCGCUUACAAUUAGCUUAUGAUCUUGCCGACCGCCAUGGCAUGCGCACACAAAUGGAAGAUGCUCCUACUGGAACACCACCUGCGUCCGCCCAAGGAGCUUUAAUAAUAACUGCUCAGGAGGAGGAUGUGAUGUCUCCAGACGAACUCCUCACCCCUCCGGUGUUUAAUUACUCGCGCUCAUUGCAAUGGGCAUAUACAGCAGAGACUAUCUUCCUGGUGUACAAAGCGGCAUCAGAGAAGGCUAAAAGCCGUACUCCCGUCAAUUUUGGGAGUGAGUGGGUGGAGUCCGACGAUUUUAAAUCUAUCCACCCCAGCAAUCGACGUGGGUCCCUUCAGGAAAUCACCGCGUACUGCGCGCAGCCCGUCCGUACAUGCCGCAGCCACUGGGCGCCUGGCGUGUUCACAAGAAUGGCUCUCGCGUCAUGCGCUUCGCUUGCAUUACAAUGGGGAACAGCCGGAGGAGCGUUUAUUGUAGAGUGGUUCACUCCUACGACAGGCAUGGGGUGCCGAUCUUUUAGUUACCUCAUUUAUGGAGCCGUAUCGACUAUCAUAUGGAUGAUGCUCCUGAUAUCCAGUAUUCUCACCCAUUAUUCAGCAGCUUAUUCCCGUCAAGGCUCAUCAUUGUCUGCACGUAUUGCACUGGCGUUCUCGCACUGCCUGCGAAGGAUGGGUAAACUGUUGGCCAUUGCAAAUACCAUCUGGGUGAUCUUGACGUGUAUUAUUCAAUAUUCCGGCUUCUACGAUACAUGCUUCUGCAAUUCCAGUAUGAUUAGUAGGGGAAGGGCUGCUGCAUACGUUACGAUCAUCGAAACCACAGCCCAAGCUGCACUGGCCAAGGCUGCAUGGAUCGGCGCCCUCGUCCUAGCGUGUGACCGGAAUGCUGGUAUCAACGUCCGCACAGGCCUAAUCUCGAAUAUUCUUGAGGAGGAUGUUGUUCAACCUCUUCUCGUCUCCACGAGCGCGAUUGAACUCUCGACGGAGACUGUGUGCUUACUUUUGAAGAUCGAUGACUAUGUACAAGCAAGAUAA
Molecule: messenger RNA, 1972 nt
Organism: Suillus clintonianus
Lineage: Eukaryota; Fungi; Basidiomycota; Agaricomycetes; Boletales; Suillaceae
Exons: 5
Coding region: 146-1972 (608 amino acids)
Source: RefSeq, a predicted model, not a curated record